Nannospalax galili (Upper Galilee mountains blind mole rat) is the source of this 927-nucleotide messenger RNA. RefSeq names its product olfactory receptor 5AC1-like. The record is from RefSeq and is a predicted model, not a curated record. Gene Ontology annotation, molecular function: odorant binding; G protein-coupled receptor activity; olfactory receptor activity. Gene Ontology annotation, biological process: G protein-coupled receptor signaling pathway; sensory perception of smell. Bases 10 to 927 code for a protein of 305 amino acids. Gene Ontology annotation, cellular component: membrane. NCBI's taxonomy places the organism in Eukaryota, Metazoa, Chordata, Mammalia, Rodentia, Spalacidae. The transcript has a single exon.
AGGAAUGUGAUGGAGGAAAACAAGACCCAGGUCACUGAAUUUGUUCUCAAAGGAAUAACAGAUCGUCCAGAUCUGCAAAUCCCUCUGUUCCUGGUUUUCUUUUUGAUUUAUGUCACCACCAUGGUGGGAAAUCUUGGAUUAAUUUUUUUCAUCUGGAAGGACCCCCAUCUUCACACCCCCAUGUAUCUUUUCCUUGGAAAUUUAGCUUUUGCUGAUGCCUGCACUUCAUCUUCAGUUACUCCAAAGAUGCUCAUGAAAUUUUUAAAUAAGAAUGACCUGAUAUCACUGGGUGAGUGUUUUUCCCAGUUUUAUUUUUUUUGUUCCAGUGCAACCACGGAAUGUUUCCUGCUGGUAGUGAUGGCCUAUGACCGCUAUGUGGCCAUAUGCAAACCUUUGCUCUAUCUAGUGGUGAUGUCCAACAGACUGUGCACUCAGUUCAUAAGUGUGUCAUAUAUAAUUGGAUUUCUACAUGGAUUAAUUCAUGUAGGAUUAUUAUUUCGAUUAACUUUUUGUAGGUCUAAUAUAAUUGAUCAUUUCUACUGUGAAAUUUUGCCACUAUAUACAAUUUCUUGUACUGAUCCAUCAAUUAACACAUUGGUGGCUUUUAUUUUUGCUACUUUUAUACAAGUUAGCACUUUUAUGAGUAUCAUAGUCUCUUAUGCCUUUGUCCUCUUUGCUGUUCUGAAAACAAAGUCUGGGAAGGGCAGAAGCAAAGCCUUCUCCACCUGCAGUGCCCAUCUAUUGUCUGUAUCUUUGUUCUAUGGCACCCUCUUCUUCAUAUAUGUGCUCUCUGGAUCUGGCACAGACAUGCAUCAGGGCAAAAUGUAUUCACUGUUCUAUACAAUUAUAAUUCCUCUGCUAAACCCCUUUAUUUAUAGCCUGAAAAACAAAGAAGUUUUAAGUGCCCUGAGAAAACUCAUGAGAUAA